Molecule: messenger RNA, 1158 nt
Organism: Pseudogymnoascus verrucosus
Lineage: Eukaryota; Fungi; Ascomycota; Leotiomycetes; Thelebolales; Thelebolaceae
Exons: 4
Coding region: 186-926 (246 amino acids)
Biological process (GO): spindle assembly; protein localization to microtubule plus-end; regulation of microtubule polymerization or depolymerization
Cellular component (GO): cytoplasmic microtubule; microtubule organizing center; microtubule plus-end
Molecular function (GO): microtubule plus-end binding
Source: RefSeq, a predicted model, not a curated record
CCAUAUACCGCCGCUUUACGCGCAACACCCCUCCUCCUCCUCCUCACAAAUAAACGCGCGACAAAAAGGUCCAUCGCGGUCUUUUACCUCAGGAUCCUCUUUACCCACUUCUUUGUUUAUCAUCGCUUCACGUCUUCAAGACAUAUUAUCACACACACGAUACACGUCGCGUCGCUGUUGCUACGAUGGGAGAAUCUAGGCAAGAACUUGUGGCAUGGCUCAACAGCCUGCUGCAGCUGAAUGUCACCAAGGUUGAACAGUGCGGUACUGGAGCAGCUCUGUGCCAGAUCUUCGACAGCAUCUAUCUUGAUAUCCCAAUGGCCCGCGUCAAGUUCAACGUCAACACCGAAUAUGCCUACCUGCAAAACUUCAAGAUCUUGCAAAACUGCUUCACCAAACACCAAGUCGACCGCAUCAUCCCCGUCGAGUCCCUGAUCAAAUGCAAAAUGCAAGACAACCUCGAGUUCCUGCAAUGGUCCAAGCGCUACUGGGACCAGUACUUCCCCGGCGGUGACUACGACGCCGUCUCGCGCCGUCGCGGCUCCGGUGCUCCCCCCGCUGCCGCACCCGCCUCACGCACCUCCGCCGGAUCCGCAGCUGCCCGUCGUGGCGGCACCACGCCGACGACUGGAGGCGCCCGUAUCGGCGCUGGCAAGGUUGGCGGUGGCCCUGGAUCAGCGGCGCUGCAGGCUGAGAACAAUACGCUGAAGGAGACCGUGCAGGGGUUGGAGAGGGAGAGGGAUUUCUACUUCUCGAAGCUGAGGGAUAUUGAGUUGUUGAUCCAGCAGGCGGUUGAGGAGGACCCGGAGAUCGAGAAGCAGGAGGAUGGCCUUAUCAAGCAUAUCCAGACUAUUCUGUACAGCACGGAGGACGGGUUUGAGAUCCCGGCGGAGGGAGAGGGGUUGGAUGAUCAAGAGACUUUUUAAAAGAGGGGUUGUCUUAUCUUCGAGGGAAGGGGGAGCGAUACCACAUAUAUGUUUGAGGUAAUGAGGUGGAGAUAUCUGGAAUAGGAGGUCACGAAGUACGAAGUACAUGAAUCAAGAGGAGGCGGCAUGGCUAUUCAGACAUGAAUGCUUUCGCGCGCAUAAAAGGAACGGCAACUACUAUCAUAGAUUGCGCAGACGCAUACUUGAUUAAAUGAGUGUUUGGUACCUUAAA